Messenger RNA from Micropterus salmoides (largemouth bass), 4853 nucleotides. Its product is annotated as transient receptor potential cation channel subfamily M member 1. The transcript is spliced from 23 exons. The record is from RefSeq and is a predicted model, not a curated record. Gene Ontology annotation, cellular component: membrane. NCBI's taxonomy places the organism in Eukaryota, Metazoa, Chordata, Actinopteri, Centrarchiformes, Centrarchidae. Gene Ontology annotation, biological process: calcium ion transport into cytosol; protein tetramerization. Gene Ontology annotation, molecular function: calcium channel activity.
AGGAAACGAACCAGCUGGUGCAGAUUGACACUCCAAAGGAUAAAUGGAGUGUGAUCAAGCACACCAGGACCUACCCAACAGACGCUUUUGGCCUAAUCGAGUUCCAGGGAGGAGGAUUCAUCAACAAGGCCAUGUAUAUUCGAGUCACCUAUGACACCAAGCCUGACAACCUCCUGCACUUGAUGGUGAAGGACUGGCAGUUGGAGCUGCCCACCCUGCUCAUCUCCGUUCACGGAGGUCUCCAAAACUUCGACCUCCAGCCCAAACUCAAGCAAGUGUUUGGCAAAGGCCUGAUCAAAGCCGCCGUCACCACCGGGGCUUGGAUCUUCACGGGUGGAGUCAACACGGGAGUGAUCCGUCAUGUCGGAGAUGCCUUGAAAGAGCAUUCCUCCAAGUCUCGAGGGAAGGUGUGCGCAAUAGGAAUUGCUCCAUGGGGGAUCUUGGAAAACAAAGAGGAUCUUAUCGGAAAAGAUGUAACCAGACCCUAUCAGACGAUGGCGAACCCGCUGAGCAAGCUGGCUGUGCUCAACAACAGCCACUCCCACUUCAUCCUAACUGACAACGGCACCUGCGGGAAGUAUGGCUCUGAGGUCAAACUCCGCCGGCUGCUGGAGAAGCACAUCUCCCUGCAGAAGAUCAACACGCGUUUGGGUCAGGGGGUUCCUCUAGUGUGUCUGAUAGUGGAGGGAGGUCCUAACGUGAUCUCCAUUGCACUGGAGAGUCUGAGAGACGAGCCUCCCAUCCCCGUGGUGGUUUGUGACGGCAGCGGCCGAGCUUCUGACAUAAUUUCCUUUGCACACAAGUUCUCAGAGGACGGAGGCCUGGUUAAUGAUGAUGUCAGAGAGCAGCUUUUGGUGACUAUUCAGAAGACUUUCAAUUACAGCAAAAGCCAAUCGCAGCAGAUCCUGCUCAUGGUUAUGGAGUGCAUGAAGAAAAGGGAAUUGAUCACAGUUUUUCGGAUGGGUUCUGAGGGACAACAAGAUAUUGAAAUGGCCAUUCUUACUGCCUUGCUAAAAGGCACAAAUGCUUCAGCAGCUGACCAGCUCAGCUUGGCUCUGGCCUGGAACAGAGUGGAUAUUGCUCGCAAUCACAUCUUUGUUUACGGACACAACUUACCAGUGAACUCUCUGGAGCAGGCUAUGAUGGAUGCUCUGGUGCUGGACAGAGUGGACUUUGUCAAACUGCUCCUUGAGAAUGGUGUCAAUAUUCACCACUUCCUCACCAUUCCCAGACUGGAGGAGUUAUACAACACGAAACUUGGCCCUGCAAACACACUGAAUGCUGUGGUUAGAGACAUCAAAAAGGUAAACUGAUCUUAGUUUUUCUGAUUAUAUUUUAAGGGAAACCUUCCUCCGGAUUAUCAGAUCACUUUGAUUGAUAUUGGUCUGGUGCUGGAGUGCUUCAUGGGUGGAGCUUACAGAAGCAAUUACACCAGGAAGGCUUUCCGCAACCUCUACAACAAUUUGUAUGGACUUAAAAGGCCAAAGGCUCUGAAGCUUCUAGGAAUGGAGGAUGAUGAACCUAGGACGAAAGGCAAGAAAAGGGCAAAAAAGAAGAAAGAGGAAGAGGUGGAAAUUGAUGUGGAUGACCCUGAGGUCUGUCGAUUCAAGUUCCCCUUCCACGAGCUGAUGCUGUGGGCAGUGCUGAUGAAGCGACAGAAGAUGGCGCUGUUCCUGUGGCAGCGAGGAGAAGAAGCGAUGGCUAAAGCCCUGGUGGCCUGUAAACUGUAUAAAGCCAUGGCCCAUGAGUGCUCUGAGAGUGAACUGGUGGAUGACAUCUCCCAAGACCUGGAGAACAAUUCCAAAGAAUUUGGCCAGCUGGCCUAUGAGCUGUUGGACCAGUCCUACAAACAUGAUGAACAGGUGGCCAUGAAACUCUUAACAUAUGAGCUGGUUAACUGGAGUAACUCCACCUGUCUGAAGCUGGCUGUGGCUGCUAAGCAACGUGACUUUAUUGCCCACACCUGCAGCCAGAUGUUGCUCACUGACAUGUGGAUGGGCUGCCUACGGAUCGGCAAAAAUCCCGGCCUCAAGGUUAUUCUGGGGAUUGUCUUUCCUCCUCUGAUUCUACUGCUUGAUUUCCGUCUUGGAGAUGAUGCAUCCUAUCAUGUACCUGGAAGCAAAGAAGAGGGGAAAGACAAGGAUGACGACACAAAAUCCAGCAAGGACCCUAAUGCUGAUGCAACUUCCCGAAAGGGGGAUGAAGAGGAAGGUAGCACUAAUGUCCGCAAAAUCCCAAUUGGCAAAAGGUUCUUUGAGUUUUAUGAUGCGCCCUUCACCAAAUUCUGGUUCAACACAAUUUGCUAUCUGUGCUAUUUGAUGCUGUACAACUACAUAAUCCUGGUGAAAAUGGAGCGAUGGCCCUCUCUGCAAGAGUGGACUGUCAUUGCAUACAUCCUCACACUUGGCUCUGAAAAAAUCAGACAGAUUCUGAUGUCAGAGCCGGGGAAGCUGAAACAGAAGAUAAGUGUGUGGCUGGAGGAGUACUGGAACAUCACAGACCUGGCUGCCAUUUCUACCUUCCUUCUUGGGCUAAUGCUGCGGCUGCAGAAUGAACCUUAUAUGGGCUAUGGCAGAGUCAUCUACUGUAUUGACAUCAUCUUCUGGUACAUUCGCAUAUUGGACAUCUUUGGAGUCAACAAGUAUCUGGGGCCCUAUGUGAUGAUGAUAGGGAAGAUGAUGAUAGAUAUGAUGUACUUUGUGGUGAUCAUGCUGGUGGUGCUUAUGAGCUUCGGGGUGGCUCGGCAAGCCAUCCUUCACCCUGAUGAGGAGCCAACAUGGCGCCUGGCCAGAAACAUUUUCUACAUGCCCUAUUGGAUGAUCUAUGGAGAGGUUUUUGCGGACUCGAUAGACCCUCCAUGUGGUGAACAUUUAUAUGACGAGGAUGGGAAGAAACUGCCUCCAUGUAUCCCUGGUGCCUGGCUUACACCUGCUAUCAUGGCCUGUUACCUACUCGUGGCAAACAUUCUUCUGGUCAACUUGCUCAUUGCAGUGUUCAACAACACUUUCUUUGAGGUCAAGUCCAUUUCCAACCAGGUGUGGAAGUUCCAGAGAUACCAGCUGAUCAUGACGUUCCAUGACCGUCCCAUCCUGCCACCGCCUCUAAUCAUUUUCAGCCACCUCUACAUCCUCUUCAACAGGCUGUUCCGGCGAUGUGCCAGGAAGAAACAAGAGGGAGAGCUGGAUGAGAAGGAUCGCGGACUCAAGCUUAGGCUGAAUCCAGAGGAGCUGAAAAGUCUGUACGAGUUUGAAGAACAGUGUGUGGAGGAAUAUUUCCGUGAGAAGGAGGACGAGCAGCAGUCCUCCAGUGAUGAACGCAUCAAGGUUACCUCAGAAAGAGUUGAGAAUAUGUCCAUGCGUCUGGAGGAGGUAAAUGAGAGGGAGAACACUAUGAAGGCCUCCCUGCAGACGGUGGAUCUGCGCCUGGCCCAACUGGAGGAGAUCCACGGAAGAAUGGCAGUCGCCCUGGAAAAGCUUGCAGGGGUGGACAGACUGGAGCUGACUAGAACCUAUUCACGAAACUCCUCUGUGUGUGACCCCUCCUCCCUACUUCGCCAGGGCAGUAUUAACAGUGCUGAUGGUUACAGUCUUUACCGCUUCCACAUGGACAUGGAGGAGUUUGCAGCGAAGCCGAAGGAUACUGAUGAGAUAAUUAAAACUGGUGUAGAAAGACCAAGGAGUCUGCAGAAAGCCUCCAGUAUUUGUACUCUCAACACAAGGGAAGGAGGUCAGACCUUUGAGGUUGGUGGUUUGGAGAGAUCGCAACCACCAAGUUCAGGCGUGGACAUUCUUAUAUCUCCAUGUGAACAAAAGCCUGCUUCUGCUGAAUCAAGUAAUGAGACCAUAGCUAACAUAAAACAAGGAAGCACAAUGCUGCUACAUAGACUAACAGAUAAGGAUAGACUAAAGCCUUCUUCCCCUCCAAAAAGGGCCAAAUCCUUGAGAUACUAUCCAGCCGAAGACCAACCCACCUCUCCUUUGACAAAGAGAAGGGCCAUGAGCACCAUCGUUAUCAGCCCGCCUGAUGAACCAGAGGAAGGAGCUGAACCCACACAGAAGGGCCUGCUGCCACAAAGAACCUCCUCUUCCCCAAAGAGGACUAAAUCUUUGCGAUAUCUUCCUACUGAAAGCCAGACUUCCCAUGUCACAAGGGAGAGAGCUAUGAGCAGCAUCAUCUACAAACCUGCCGAGGCAGAUGAUGACGUGGCGCAAACUGCAGACUACAGAUCAGUGGUGGAGCAGGCUACUAAAACACCAAAUCAGUGGCCAGCAAACUUGGAGUACCAGGUGCACCCCAGCACUACUGGCCACAUGCCUAAAGUCUCAACAGUCAGAAUGCUUGCCCAGCAGAUUCAAAGUAGCAUUGCACCUGCAGAAUGUGAAAAGGAGGACGAUCAGACUGACCAUAUUCCUUUAGAAAGUAAGGGAGCUCUUCCAGUAACAGAGCCAAUGGGAGACCAAACAAAGACGAAGGCCAAGAGAAACCUCUCUGACACUACUGAGUAUCUGAGUGUAGCUGAUGAAAAGUAUUUGCCGUCCCACAGGUCACACAGUUGGAAUGAAAGCGAAAGGAAAGCAAAGUGCUCGAUGGGUAGCAAGGAGCCGAGAACCUCUAGCAGUGAGAGAGACCUUGUUGAAGCCUGCAGGUUGGCAGAGGAGGGUGUGGGAAAGAAGAUGGCGGCUAAGAAGAGACAAGAUCCACAGGAAAAGAAAUAAAAGCCACAGAGAGAGGGGACCGAUGAAAGCAUCCACAGAGAACAAGAAAACAGAAUGAAAAAAAUAUAUAUUUAGAAGCGGAACUGAAUGCUACCAGUCAGUCAGAGAACUAUGAACUUUGAGGUAGCCUGCCACUGA